Akanthomyces muscarius is the source of this 1197-nucleotide messenger RNA. RefSeq lists its product as uncharacterized. Gene Ontology annotation, molecular function: tRNA-specific adenosine-37 deaminase activity; RNA binding. The transcript is spliced from 3 exons. Gene Ontology annotation, biological process: tRNA wobble adenosine to inosine editing. The record is from RefSeq and is a predicted model, not a curated record. Bases 1 to 1197 code for a protein of 398 amino acids. Lineage: Eukaryota; Fungi; Ascomycota; Sordariomycetes; Hypocreales; Cordycipitaceae.
AUGGCGGCAUCUACUGCCAAUGUCAUCGCCGAAGCGGUGCUUACCCAGUUCAGCAAGCUCCCUGCCAAGCGAAAACCCAAAGUUCGCGACAAUGGUUUACAUGAAUGGGUGCCAAUAAGCGGCAUUGUGGCCGAAAGUGAUGGAAUAUUUACCUGUGUAUCUCUCGCUACGGGCAUGAAAUGUCUGCCGGCAAGCAAGAUACCAGACUGCAACGGCAUCGGCUUACAUGACUGGCACGCCGAGAUACUCGCUAUCCGCACCUUCAACCGACACAUUCUGGAAGAAUGCAGCCGAUUGAUGGAGGACAGCUCCUCUGACCUUGUCGAGCGAACGGAUCCAUCCUCGACUGGCGGCCAGCCCUUUCGUCUAAGACCCGGUAUAAAGCUUCAUAUGUACGCCUCGGAAGCGCCAUGUGGCGAUGCUAGCAUGGAAAAUCUGAUGGCAGCACAGGCAGAUGCAUCCCCAUGGGAUGUGCCCACGCAAACAGACACCGAGGCAGAUACAUUGCCUGGCCGAGCCUACUUCUCACAGCUCGGUGUCGUGCGACGGAAGCCAGCACGCAGCGAUGCACCACCCACACUCUCCAAGUCAUGCUCCGACAAGCUGGCCCUCAAGCAGUGCACCUCGCUGCUCGCGUCGCUCACCUCGCUGUUUGUCGAUCCUAGCAGCGUCCAUAUUGGCACUUUGGUCCUGCCCGAGGACCAGUAUUCCGCUGUAGCGUGCCAGCGCGCAUUUUCUGCGAUGGGGCGCAUGGAUGGCAUCGCUGGCGAGGGCCUCGAGGGCGCUUACCACUUUCGUCCGUUUUCUGUUGCCGCCACUACUGUCCAGUUUGAGUACUCGAGACGAGCCGUGCAGUCGCGCACCAACAGCAUGACCGCGAGCAAUCUCGCGGCCGCAUGGUCCCCGUCCGACGUGGAGGAGUCGAUUCUCGGCGGUGUGAUCCAGGGGCAUAAGCCGUUUUUGCCUAGAGGCGCCAGCCGCAUGUCGCGGCGCAGCAUGUGGCAGUCGUGUCGACAGCUCGCGGGUAAGCUCCCAGAGUGGCCGGCGAUAUCAGCGCACUUGGCCGUCGACACGCAUGGCCAAGUGAAAACAGGUCCGCUGCUGGAAGCGCGCAACAAGGUCAAGGCGCGCGCGCGGGAGGCUGCGCUGCCUGGUUGGAUACGAAACACGGGGGACGAUGCAUUCUCCAUAGGUUGA